Molecule: messenger RNA, 1988 nt
Organism: Nematolebias whitei (Rio pearlfish)
Lineage: Eukaryota; Metazoa; Chordata; Actinopteri; Cyprinodontiformes; Rivulidae
Gene: trim69
Product: tripartite motif containing 69
Exons: 6
Coding region: 115-1764 (549 amino acids)
Molecular function (GO): zinc ion binding; protein binding
Source: RefSeq, a predicted model, not a curated record
CCAGCAGUCAACAGGAAGACUGGAGGCCAAAGAGAGAGGCUGCACUCUGCAGGAGAGGAAGGACGCUGAAGUCCAGCUGUAGAGUCACAACAGAGAAACAACAGGAGCGGAGAAAUGAGCAAUAACCAGACGGAGGUGAUGAAAAUCCAGUCGGUUUAUUUGAAGAACAUUGAAAAAUUAAACCAGGGGAUAAAGCCUGAAAAGAAGAACUGGAAGACCAAAGAAGGGGAGUUUUCUGGGCCAACAACAAUGGAAAAGCAGCGACCACCUCCUAAAACAGGACAAGUGGCCAAAAGCUCUGCUAACAGAAUCAGCAGAGAUCUGACCUGCUCCAUCUGCCUGGAUCUCUUCAAGCUGCCUGUUUCUUUGCCCUGCGAUCACACUUUUUGCAAAGGUUGCAUUGAGGGUUACUGGGCAGGGCCCCGAGGAUCUGGGCAGGGGGGUACUGGCUCCUGCCCUCAGUGCAGGAAGGUGUACCCUGGACAGAGCUACCGGCCCAACCGCAUUGUUGCCAACAUAGUGGAGAGUUACUGCCAGGGUCUGGAGGAAGGUGGGAGUGGAGGCUGCCUGUCAGAUGUCAGCGUGGCAGAGAAGGUUCCUGCUCCGGUACCACGCUGCAGCCGACACAGAGAGGAGCUGAAGCUGUACUGCGAGGAGGACCAGGAGCUGGUGUGUCUGGUGUGUGGGGUGUCCCAGGAACAUAGAAGCCAUACAAUGAUGUGCGUCCAGGAGGCUGAGCAGAAAUACAGGGGAUUUCUAAACAGCUCGAUGGACUCCUUAAAUGCUGAACUUAACACAGCUCUGCAGUGUGACAGGGAGGCUGAAGAUGAAGUGAAAAAGCUCAAGGAGCACACGGCGGACCUGAAGCAGCGCAUCGAGGCCCAGUUCAGCGAUCUUCAUCAGUUUCUGUACCAGGAGGAGAAGCUGCUGCAGGUGAAGCUGAAGACGGAGGAGCGGAGGGAACUGAUCCGUCUGGACGAGCACAAGGCCCUGCUAUGUGUGGAGAUCUCUCGUCUGCAGAGGGCCGUGCACGAGAUCGAGGACAAACUCAGAGAACAGGACCCGUUCACUCUGCUCCGCAGCAUCAAAGUCUUGCUCCAGAGACCGUCUCUGAAGUUUGAGAAACCAGGGUUCACGCCACCAAGUCUGUGUGAGGGGCGCUUUGCAGGGCCUCUGCAGUACAGAGCAUGGAAAUCUAUGAAAGGAAGCCUUUAUCCAGUUCCAGCAGCCAUCACAUUUAACUCCAGCACAGCCAACCCUUGGCUCAGCCUGACCUCCUCCCUCACCUGUGUCCGCUACCAGAACUUUAACCAUACGGUGGAGGACAACCCCGACAGGUUCAAUGCUGCCCUGUCACUUCUUGGAAGCCAGGGCUUCACUCACGGGCGACACUACUGGGAGAUUGAAGUCUACAGCAGCGCAGUGUGGACGGUGGGGGUGGCCCGGGAGUCGGUGUCCAGGAAGGGAGUCAUCAAAGCCCUUCCAACCAACGGCUUCUGGACUCUCUCCCUCUCUUAUGGGAUUCAGUACAUGGCUGGAACAUCUCCUCCAACUGUGCUGUCCCUGGAGGAGCCACUGGCUCGGAUCGGAGUGUAUCUGGACUACAAGAGGGGCCUGGUGUCCUUUUACAACGCGGAGAGCAUGACACACCUGUACACCUUCAGGGAGACCUUCACCGAGACGCUGUACCCGUACUUUAACCUCGGCUUCCUGGAUAAAGUGCAUGAAAACGAGCCUCUCAAAGUUUUUCUACCAAAGAUUUAAAGACCAAAAAGAAAAUAUGCCAACCCCCUCUUUGUAAAAAUAUAAAAAAUAAAUAAAUUGUUAAUACUUUGUAUUGUACAUACCGGUAUAAAAGUUAUUUAAGACGUAAAAUAUAUAAAAUAUUCAACAGUUGUACACAAUAGAUCCAGUAAUUCAUGACCAUAAUAACAUUUUCUAUGAUGUAAGGUUGAGUUUGUGUCUAAAUCUUCUGACACGUUUCAUUU